UUUGUCACUUGGAGCUGACCUGAGAUUCAGACGACUGCGACGACACUCCGAGGCUCCCGCAACACCAUCAAUGGCUGCCGUUAACGAAAAAUUGGUCCUCUCACUUGUUAUGUGGUUAUUUCCGCUUCUUCCUAUCACUAUCGCUUACAGAGCCGGGGAUAUCGUUCCCAUGAGCAGGAUGGGUCAAUACCACUCUUCAAGAACGGUGUGGCACGACCUGAUUGGCCGGCAUUGCCCCGUCUUCGGAGUAAAUCGUGAGGUUUUGAUGCCGAUUCCAAAGCCGACAGGUUUUACAGGGGCUGAUCCUUAUAAAAUAUCAUUUCAAGUUGGAAGGGAAAAGUUCUUUAUCCCAUGGCUUCUGGUGAUAAAUCGGAAAAGUACUGAGGUUCCAAUGAUUGAAGUGAACUUGAGGUACUCUGGAAGUGAUUUGCUUGGCGUCACUGCAAAAGUUUUGGACAUGCCUCACCAUUAUAUUGAAAUGCAUCCUGAGAUUCGUAAGCAGUUCUGGGAUUCUCAGCACUGGCCAAAGCAUAUACUUGUCAGAUAUACAUGGAAGGAGCAAUCUGAGAUAGAUGUGACUUCUGGGUUUUUUGUUCUGUUUGGAUCAGGACUUGCGUUGUCUUUUAUCCUCGCGAUCUAUGUAUUGCAGUCAUCACGAGACAAAUUGGAAAGGUUUGUAAGAGAGACUGUAGCAGAAACCAGCAUGCCUGGAGUGGUGGAAGUAGCAAAGGUUGAAUGACCAAAUGCUUCAAGCUCAUACAUUGUAAUAUAAGUAGGACACUGUAUAAAUGAUAUCCAAAUCACUGUUGUAAUCUUCACAAAGUAGUUAAAUUCUGGCUCUGCGCUGUAGGAACUAAUAAUACAUUCACAUAUAGCAUUUUCCAAAAGAUUUUGAUUU
Prosopis cineraria is the source of this 898-nucleotide messenger RNA. RefSeq lists its product as uncharacterized. The record is from RefSeq and is a predicted model, not a curated record. Lineage: Eukaryota; Viridiplantae; Streptophyta; Magnoliopsida; Fabales; Fabaceae. The coding region runs from base 71 to 739 and encodes 222 amino acids. The transcript is spliced from 9 exons.